GAUUAAAUUGCCAGAUAGCAGUUAUUUUACUUGCAUACAUGAACAUGAACAAAAAAAAAUGAUUCUUGAAUGUCAAUUAAUUAUUUUUUGUUCAGUGUGACAGCUCAAAGUAUAAAAAUGGCACAUUCAGUUUAUUUGCCUAUAAAUAACAAUUAAAUGAGACAUACAACUGUGAAAGGAACCAAGGCACUCUGUCUUAGUAAACAAUUUAUUUGAACUGAUUUAAAUAGAAAGGUGCUUUGAGUGCUCCGAGAGAGUAGAAAAGCUCUAUAUAAGAAUCAACCAACUGUUUAAAUACCAACUGUGACUAGCAACACCUGUGAUACUGUAUAUCAGCGGUCCCCAACCCCCGGGCCUCGGACCGGUACCGGUCCGUGAGUCGUUUGGUACCGGGCCGCGAGAGUUGAGGCUCAUGUGUGAAAUGUAUGGUUUUCAGGGUUUUUAUCGGUUUUCAGCGUUAUUUUGUUAUCGUUUUUAUCGUUAACUCGGUUUUCCUGGGUCCUUUCACGUGUGUUAUGAAUAAAUCUUCUUUUUUUUGGUACCGGUACUAGUUUUAUUUUGUUGUAUUUAUCCGCGACACCUUAAAGGCCGUUGGGGACCGCUGCUGUAUAUAACCCAUAGAGGGCAUUAAAAAUAAAAGCACCAAUGUGGUUUGGCGCAGACUAGUAUGCAUCAUAACAACAGGAUCUACAUAAAGAUUACAUUUUAACUGUAACAUUCAUGUUUUUUUAUGUAAUUAGUUUUAAUGGUAAUUUUUUUUAUCUCUGGCCUGGUGAUAAGGACAUUGGAAAGUCAUUUUUUAUGUGUUUUUUAUCCAUAGAGCCAAAGGUUAUCCAUUUCCACCUCACAGUUUCAUAACUAUUAUUGAUUUUGUGAUUGUUUUUCAUGUGGAAAUGUUAAAUAACAACCCUGAAGUUACUGAUCUUUGUACAGUCCACAAGUUCCAUCAGUGACACAAAAUAAACACAAGAAAGUCCACGCAAAUCACAUUUUUGUUUGCACUGUCCUAUUUGAAUUAGAGCACAGUUGAAGGUGAACUUUUUUUCCCUCUCUGCAGUGUGUAUCAGGUUCAAACAGCAGAAUGAAGAUGGCCGACCGUCCCCCAGUGCAACCCAGAUGUACAGGAAGCAGCAAUGUCAAGCAAAACUAGGGACCCCGCUGUGUUUAGAUGAUGACUGGUUUUCUAAAUGCCCGUCUGGCUGCAGACUCCAAGGUUUGAUCUCACAGAUGGAAAACAAAGUGGAAAGAAAACUGCGGGAGGUGUGUAAAACAGCUCAGAUGUAUGAAGAUUCAACAGAGAACUCCAUGACUACAAUGACUCACAUAUACAACUUUAACCGCCGAGUCAUCGUCAACAGAUACAUGUCAAAGCUGAAAUUCGUGGAACAAGCAGAAGAAUUGGCCAGAAAUUUCACGUCACUACAGAAACGAUCAACCAGUGUGUCCCAACAGCUAAAAAAACUGAUUAGCAAACUGCAGAAACAGAUAGAGGAGCUAUAUCGAACAGAGGUGGACAUUGACAUGAAGCUAAGAGCCUGUCGCGGGUCUUGCCAGUCUGUGCUGCCAUUUGGCAUUGAUCAUCCUGACUAUCACAUCCUUCGAACUCACAUGGAAGACAUGGACAAGACUCUAAACAGAAGACCCAAAGGACCUUUACCUCCUACAGGCAUCCCACAUAUUAAGCUCCAGCCUAUAGACAUAGUCCCAGAACCAGCUGAAGGAUACAAGACUAUCCCGACAGUCCAGAAAAAACUACUGACCCAAUUUGAGGACAUUGAACAGAAUCAGAUAAUUUUGGAGGAGCUACUGGAGGGGUCAGAGGAUGUAAAUGAUCACAAUCAAGUAGAAAGGUUUAAUUGAAUAUGGGGCUGACAGAGAAUAUGGAAGCACAUUGUAACCUUGUUAUUUAAAUAACCAUUAUUUUGUUUCAUCUGCAAAGUUUAGCUAUAGUUUCAGUUUAUAGUUGAUCAGCAAGUUGAGUAGUUUGUGUGCUAGUCUUAUCCAUAUUUUUCAGUGGCAUGUCAUUUGAACAGAUGAGAUAACAUGAAGAAUAACUCUGAUUUAUAACAGGCUGUUUUACAGUUAAAUCCAGGGGCAAUGGGAAAAAAAAGUUUUUCUGUGAAUUUAAAUAUAGUUAAACUACUGACGUCAACAAUGCAAUCUGUGUUCUGCUGGGAAAUUUUGAGUCAAGGUAUUAAUGUGGAUGUUAUUGUGACAUUAACCUGUUAACGCCCUAAACACACCCUCAGCACACUCCCACAUUUGGCAGUGGAAAUGCUUUACAGCAUCCGCCUUGUCAGGCAAGACAAUGCACCCCACAAGCAAAAGCUAGCUUGUGUUUUUACAUGAAGAGGUGGACUGUUCUUUUUUUCAAAGGAUGAUGGGAGUAGACAGUAUUACUAAUUUUGUGCCUUAUCAAUGCAUCUUUUAAACCUGAGAAAUUCUCCUGUUACCUCCAUUCAUUAUCCAGACAAUGCACUCCUGUUUGGUGCUCUGUUAUUCACAAACUCCAUGAUUACGCAAUAAAACUAUUACUUUACCCUCGCUGUGUAGUCAUAGCUGUCUGUAACUUACAAAAUUUUAUUUGUGUAAGUGAAAAUGAUGUUUGAAUGGUUACAAGUUGCUAUCCUUAUUCUGUUUUAUUAAAUCGUGUCUGAUAACCAAUAUUUUUUGUAUUUAUGUUUACUUGAGUUUACUGGAUGACUGGAUAUCGAUAUCAUCCCUGUCAAUUAUAAUAAAAACUAUAAACUCCAAAACUUGCAAAAUUUAAAUAAUCAGUGUUUUUACAUUUUAUUCAUUUUCACAUAAAUCCUUUAAUAGUCUUCUUGGUAUGCAGCAAAAGGAACAGACAAAUCCAAUUGUGCCAGGUUUGUCUUAUUUAUGUCACAGAAGAGCUCAUAGUGUUUAAGCAAAAGAACAUUUAAACAGCAAAGACAUUUUUGUUUCUAAAGUGAAGAAAAUCAACACAAACAAUAAAAUAUGUUCCUCAAUGUGUUUAUUGAGUAGUGGAGGACAGUUUGCAUCAACUCAUCCUUAUAGUUGUCACACAUAACAAAAAAGGACAGAUCGCAGCAUAUUUACUCACAACGCAUUAGUUUUUUUUUUCUCUUAGUUUUGUUGGUAACAAGUUUAUCUGACAUCCCCAACAUAUUUUUAAUACUUGCAUUGCUCCUGCAUUAUUAUAGCCUUGUUUUUUAGUUCUUGUUACAGUUUGUUGACACUUAGUGUUAGUUAUUUGUAAAUCUGCAUGUCAUAUACCAUUAAUUUUGGCACCUUCUUUUA
This is a messenger RNA of Oreochromis niloticus (Nile tilapia), 3282 nucleotides long. RefSeq names its product fibrinogen alpha chain. Gene Ontology annotation, cellular component: fibrinogen complex. Gene Ontology annotation, biological process: platelet activation; positive regulation of heterotypic cell-cell adhesion; blood coagulation, common pathway. Gene Ontology annotation, molecular function: signaling receptor binding; extracellular matrix structural constituent; protein-macromolecule adaptor activity. The coding region runs from base 1117 to 1860 and encodes 247 amino acids. The record is from RefSeq and is a predicted model, not a curated record. The transcript has 4 exons. Lineage: Eukaryota; Metazoa; Chordata; Actinopteri; Cichliformes; Cichlidae.